Molecule: messenger RNA, 6156 nt
Organism: Nothobranchius furzeri (turquoise killifish)
Lineage: Eukaryota; Metazoa; Chordata; Actinopteri; Cyprinodontiformes; Nothobranchiidae
Gene: mki67
Product: marker of proliferation Ki-67
Biological process (GO): regulation of mitotic nuclear division; regulation of chromosome segregation
Cellular component (GO): nucleus; chromosome
Molecular function (GO): protein binding
Source: RefSeq, a predicted model, not a curated record
AGGACCCAAGAUUCCACAAGGCACGGCUGUGGCAGUAGCACACAAACGUUACUGGUUUGGCGGUAGCGGGAUGAUUUCUUUUAUUUAGAUGAUGAUUUAGUUGCUAAACUUGGUUUUUAAUCGCAUCCAGAUUAUUUUUAUGGACGAAUACAAAUUGAUCGACGUUUAAAGACUGUUCAGGUAACGUUAGAAAAAUGCCUUUGCAUGGAAAGAUUGUGGUCAUUAAGAGGAGUGGAGGAGAUGGAACUGAAUUUCCUUUGACUACAUCGUGUCUGUUUGGAAGGAAGGAAGAGUGUGAUAUUCGUAUUCAACUUCCAAGUGUUUCCAAGGAGCACUGCAGGAUUGACUUGAAUGAAAAUAAAGAAGUGAUUUUAACCAAUCUGAGCUCGGUCAGUCUAACACGUGUCAACGGAAAAGCUCUGCAACAGUCGGAACGCUUAAAGCACGGAGAUGUUAUAACCAUUCUUGAUCGUUCUUUCAGGUUUGAGUAUCCGCCGGCUUCCACACCAAAAAAGAGGAUCUCCACAGGGGCCAAAUCUGAAACCCUCAAAAUUCUUCAGGAAGUGAGUGAUGGUGUUCCUGCAGAGAGCAGAGAAAAGAGGUCAUCUAGAGUGUCCAAAGGCGCCCAUCUUAAAGAUGGAGCUAACAUCGACAACAUUCAGCGAUCUCUGGAGAAGGAGUUGGCGAUCGACUCAAAGGAAGAUGAAAGCCAGCUGCAAAACAAGACCAACUCUCCUUUUGGCGAUCUGUAUCAAAUGAUCAAAAAAUCUCUGGAUGUCGAGACCCCUCGCAAAUCUACUUCAAGCCAGGUUCAGACACCAUCUUCCAGGCUUUGCACUCCAAAGCCCCGCGACAAACCUGCCGUCUUCAUUCCCAUGAAGGAAGGAGCUGAACUAUUUGCACAUCCUAAAGAUAAAGGCAGCGGAACACCGUGGUCAGUCAAGAACCAUGGAAGAACCACCCAGGUUUCUUCUGCUGCUGAAUCCAGCGUGGUAGAAGGUGAACCUGCCACCAUGUCUGAAGCCACUUCAGUACAGAGGAGAAGCAGCGCAACUCCUCAGAGGUUUAGUGUGGCUGAGGUCCUGGAGCAAAUUUCCUCCCAAACAGUCAAAUCACCGACUAGAAGGAGGAGUAAUGGGACCACACCGGCUAAAUCUGCAGCCUCCACUGAACAAGAGGAGCAAGCAACUAAGUCCCCUAAAACUGAAACUCUUAGAAGAACAUCUCCAAGAAACCCGGGAACAGCUGAGAAAGUGGUAGAGGUCUCCAAGAAACGCAAGAGUGAAGAGCUUGGACCAGACCUUCCAGCAUCAAAGAUGAAGAAGAAACGAGUUUCCUUUGGGGGUCAACUGAGCCCAGAGUUGUUUGAUAAGCGCCUGCCUCCUGAUUCUCCGCUGCGUAGGGGAGCCACUCCACGGAGGAGCUUGUCUCUCUUAAAGCCCAAACGGUCACUGCUUAGAAGAGCCUCAGUCAUCGGCUUGCCGACCAAGAGAAGUCCCGUAAAAGCUAAGACUCCACCUAAGAAGUAUACAAGUGCUUCUCCCAAGACACCAACUGGGAACAAGUCACCGAAAUCUGGGUCUCCUUCUCCCGAGCAUAGCUCUUCAGCCAAGAAGUCUCCACAGUCAAAGUCCUCUUCUCCCAAGUCUGCAUCCCCUGGGAGAAAGUCUCCCAAACCAAAAUCUCAGAAGUCUCCAAAAUCUGCUUCUCCUGCAACAACUUCUCCCAAAUCCAAGAGUUCUUCCCCUGCUCAGGAAAAGUCACCUUGUACAAACAAUGCGGAAACUCCCCCAAUGAAGAAAUGGCCAAGAACUCAACAAAAGAGUUCAAGCCCUGGUCAGCAGAAGAGCUCUUGUCUGUCGGAGUCAACUCCCGUCUCUCUGAAAGACUCUUCCUUGAUUGGCAUCACACCAGGUGGCGUCCAGACCCCAAUGGUGCAGGGGCGCUUCUCUGUGUCCCGGAUCUGCACCCCCUCCCCAUCUGGAGAGGCUGAUUCUCAACAGGAGCUCUCCGUCACUGUUACUCCCAAAGUGCAGCUGAAGAGGAAAAGUAUGAAAAGCACUUCUCUGAAGACCCCAAGUGUUUCCAGGAGCGCUGUGAAAAUUCUGCAGAGAAGAAGUGGAAUUUCACGAGCAUCGAUGAAAGUCUUGAAUUCCUGGGCAGAUAUUGUUAAGUUUGGACAAACUAAGGCCCAAGUUGUUGCUCCUGCUAAACAAAAGGUCGCCCAAAAAACGGCAAAGAAGCGUGUGUCUAAACUCCAGACACCUGCCCGGAACCUCAAGGGCCAUGCGAGCACUGGGCACGCAGAUUCUCCUGCUACCAUCGUUGUGGGCCGAGCUCACAAACGAAUGGUUGUGCAUCAGACCGGAGCCGCACCGAAGGUGGUCCUCAACACCGCACUCUUCAUAAAGGACAUGAAGAUGGAUGAGGACUUGACUGGUGUUUCUGAAAUGUUUAAAACUCCCGCAACUAAGAAGAAGAGGAGAUCUCUCAGGAAUGAAAGCAGCGGCACAAAAACACCAGCAGCACCUCUGGGAACAUCUGCGAUGGAGCCAUCAGUGCUGAACACACCAGAGGAGCCGGGUGAGAUGAUGGUAUCUCCACUUAGUGUAGCUUCGACCGUGAAGAGUCAAAGGUACAAUAGUGAAGCGGUCCGACGUCUCCUCAGUGGAGAUCAAGAAUCAAGCUUCAUCGGUGAUGUUUCUGCCCCUGAAGUUCAAUCUGAGUCUAGCAAACAGCAGAGGUCAUUGGUAACGACUCCUAAACAGAAACCAGAGUUACCAGAGUUCCUCACCGGGGUCAAGAGAAUCAUGAAGACUCCAAAACAGAAGGCUGAGCCCAUUGAGGAUCUGAGAGGGAAGGUUCUGAAAACACCAAAGCAGAAGGUGGACCAACAGGAGUGUCUCACCGGGGUCAAGAGAAUCAUGAAGACCCCGAAACAGAAGGCUGAGCCCAUUGAGGAUCUGAGAGGGAAGGUUCUGAAAACACCAAAGCAGAAGGUGGAACAACAGGAGUGUCUCACUGGGGUCAAGAGAGUCUUCAAAACUCCAAAACAGAAGGUGGAACCACUUGAAGAUCUUAGAGGAAAACUUUUGAAGACUCCAAAAACUCGAGAGAGUGUUGAAGUGAGUUUGGAUGGUGUCAAGGAGCUUCUGCAGACCCUGACCCCUGUGCAACAAUCCAACAUAACCAGCAUGAUGUCAUCAAACUCAAAGAGCUCCCUGAAAAUAUGCCUCAGUGACGUGAAGACGGUCGUGAAAACUCCCAGAGUGAAGUACCCUGCAGUAGAAGAUAUGGUUGGUCUGAAGAGGCUGGUGAGAACUCCAAAAGAAAAAGGAGAACCUGUCACAGAGAACUUUGGGAUCAAAAGGCUUAUGAAGUCACCAAGGUUGAGGGGUGUUGCUCCUGUGGAAGACUUUGAGGGUCUUCAGGAGCUCAUGCAGGAGCCACCAACUUACUCCACACAAAUGGAGAUGAAUGAGGUGGUAAUGGAAACCUUACCUCCUGAUGUUCUUCAGCAACCACCUGGAGAGGAUAACAAAGAUAACAGUUUACCUGAAGUGGAGACAUCAGAGGACAAAGUGACAGAAGUGGAGACAUCAGAGGACAAAGUGACAGAAGUGGAGACAUCAGAGGACAAAGUGACAGAAGUGGAGACAUCAGAGGACAAAGUGACAGAAGUGGAGACAUCAGAGGACAAAGUGACAGAAGUGGAGACUGAAUCCAUUCUUGAGAAGAAACCUGUUAGAGGCAGAAAGGCAAAAAUAGUUGAAUCUAGAAAAGCUACAGGCAAAAAGGAGGCACUGGAACUUUCUGAAGACCCCGUCGCUGUUUCUCCAGUAAGAGGACGAAGAGGGAAGAAACCUGAGGCUGCUCGGCCACAACCUGCUGUUAGGCACACGACCAGAGGCAGAAAAACGGAGGUGAAUGCUAACGAAGAGAGGGCCCCUCAGCCUUCAAAGGUUGCUCCUAAGCUGACAAAAGGGAGAAAUGCCAGAAAAGCCCCAGAGGAUGCAGCUGAACUGGUCCAAGACAUAGUUAUUCUUGAAGAUGAGGUAACUCCAGACCAUGAGGAGGAGAAGCCACCAGCUGAUGCAGAACACAAAGUCGAUGAGAACGCAGCACCGGUGAAGAAAAGUGAGCUGAAACCCAAACGAGGGACAAAACCUAAACGAGCUGCAGCACAGCAACGACCAGAUGAGCCCCGUCUGCAACCUGAAGAUGUUUCUCAGGCUGAAGAACCAAAAGAUGCAAGUGAAACCUGCAGUGAGCAGCUGGAGGUGUUGCCAGUCGCUCAGGCUCCUGAAAUGAUGAACCCGCCCAGUGACGAGGUAGCUUGUGAAGCCACACAAACCAAACCAGCUGCUGUUGGGAAGAAGCCUGUCCGAGGCAGAAAGGCAAUGUCAACCGAAUCUAAAGAGGCUGAACCGAAACCGGAUGCUGCAGAACCAUCAGAAGAGCCCGUUGGUCCUGCUCUAGUCAGAGGAAGACGGGCAAAGAAAACAGAUGCCGCAGCGCCCUCUGCUGUUCUGAGAACCACUAGAACCAGAAAUGCUAAAUCUCAAGACAUGACCACUGAGCAGCCAGCUGUUGAAACACUGGUGAUAACGGGGGUUUCCACUGAAGCCAGUGACGUCCAAACCACCCAGGAGAAAAUGGAUUUGCUACUCCAUUUAGAAAAGGUUGCAUCAAAACCAGCCAGAGAAAGAAAAGCAAAGCCAACUCCUGCUGAGCCAAAGAAAUCUGAAGACGAGAACAGUGAAAAUGUUGCCUCUAAUGCUCAACAUCCUCUGCCAAUUCCUUCUGCUGCUGGAAAACCCAAACGAGGAAGAAACGUCAAAGUUGAACAAAGCAAGGUGGUUGACAACACGGACGUACCUGAAGAGAUCAAGCCUCAGCCUCCCGUGAGGGCUAAGAGAGGAAGGAAUGCCCAACCGAAAGAGGAGGUUCAAAAGGAUGUUGAUGUCAUAACUACCUCAGAAGAGAAAUCCAACUGCCAGGAACCAGUUAAAAAAUCAAGGAGAACAAGAAAAGCUGAGCAGGAACAAGUCAAACCAACAGAAGAAAUCCAAACUGAUGAGGUGGUUGUCCCAGAGAAGGCAGACGCUCCACCUGCUGAACCAGAAAAGAGUGAACAAGCUACUGUUGCUGCAAAGCCCAGAAGAGGAGGACGAAAAGCAAAACCAGACACAGAAAGUGCAACUCCUGGUUCUACAGAGGUCUUCGAUGGCUCCACAGGAAAUCCAAAAGGGUCGAGAGGUAAAAAGCACGACUCUAGAGAAGUUGUUACAGUUGAAAAUCCUCACCAAGAGCCUGAAGAGCAGAAAAGUACCAGCUCGUCUCUGCCCAUUAAAGCUGGUGGCGCAAAAGUGAGAAAAACUGAGGUUACACAAGUCAUUCCAGCAAAGAGAGCACGCAGAGGAGCAGAGGCCCACGUUGAAUCAGCAGUACAGGCAUCAGAACCUCCUCCAGCACUCUUCAAACCCACAAAAAGGGGGGGACGAGCUGCAGCCAAGGUCCCAGAAGCUGAGGUCACGGUUACCAACGAGCCGGUAAAACCGGCUGGUGAGGAAAAUGCAAACACAAAGAAAUCUGUGAGGUUUGAUUCAGGUCUGCAAGUCCUGGAAAUUCCAAGAGAACCCCCUGCAAAGGCAGUUAGAGGUAAAAGGGCAAAACCUGCAAACACAACAAGCAAAAACACAUCAAAGGAAACCAACAAACCUGAAGAGGAGGAUCUCUCAGAGAAAAUUGAAGCUGAACCUGCAAAGAGAGGUAGACGAGGAGCGAAGGCUGCUGACACGGCGGCAGCAAAACCCAGGGAAGAGAGUGUCGCUGAAGCCGAGCCGCAACCCAGGACCAGACGAGGGAGACAGGCAAAGAAAUAACCUGUAAAUUGUAUUAAUCAUUAUUACUGUUUUCCUUUAUUCGUUUCUUUUUAUUAAUUGGAUUUAGAUUUUAUUAAUUGGAUUUAGAUUUUAACACCUAGCUGAUUUUACUGUGAAUAAAGCCAGUUUGUCUUUUUGUCUCAACUCAUCAGGGAUCUUAGGCAUUUGUUGUUGGGGGAGGGGUUAUGCUUUUGCAAGUUGUAUGUUACUCAAUACAAGUUCAGCAAAUAAUUUUAUGGUGGGAAAAAUAAAAUUUUUUACAAUGGAAAAA